This is a messenger RNA of Monomorium pharaonis (pharaoh ant), 569 nucleotides long. Its product is annotated as short transmembrane mitochondrial protein 1. NCBI's taxonomy places the organism in Eukaryota, Metazoa, Arthropoda, Insecta, Hymenoptera, Formicidae. The transcript is spliced from 3 exons. The coding region runs from base 112 to 342 and encodes 76 amino acids. The record is from RefSeq and is a predicted model, not a curated record.
GCGAAAAUAACUAACGGGUAGCUGACUAGAUGCGUCUCGCAUCAAGGUCGCGUGUGUUCUAUGCCCGACGUCCGUGCUUGCGUUAGCAUGCGCGUUUAUACUUUUACGUGAAUGUUUAGCAGUGAUUUCGCGAGUGUUAGCAUCAGCAGGCGGGAUUAUCGGACUAGGUACAAAUCUGCUUUGAGAACCAUCAACAUGCUCCGGUUUCUGGUCACUCUGGGAAUUGGAGUAUACGCCGGUAUAUACAUAGCCCAAAAUUAUGAGGUGCCACGAGUGGACGAACCGGCGAAGUUGUAUCAACGAGUAGUCGAUUUUCUAGAAGAGAACAAAAAGAAACCGUAGCAUCGUCGCGACUUGCGCAUCUCUUCUACAUCGCUUCCAGCGCUAGAAGAUGGAAAUGUACACACUGUAUUGCCGAAAUGCGUCGUAACAUUUAGCUGUAUAUUUCGAGGAAGCCGACGAUAUGCCUUUAUAUAUGUAUAUAUACCUGUAUUCGAUGCGAUGUACAAAGACAAGCCACACUUAUUUUUCCAUACUUUUAUUUUAAUAAUAAACAAUAUUUAAAUGCA